UUUGGACUACAUAAGGUUAAAGCACAGCCCAGCAGUUGACUGUGAAAUAGGCUAGCGUUAAUGAAAUUUGAUUCGACUUAUAAUGCUGAACAUAUUCUAAUUCAUUUAAGGAAUGAAUAUGUACCUUAAUGUUUGAAAAUAUGAAACGGAGGCAACGAUGUUUUACUCAACAUCAGUGGUUUGGAUUUAUGUGAAAUGAUGGACAAGUGCUUGCAAUGUAUUAAGGGGACAGGCUAGGUCGUGAUAGAGAUAACAAACUGUUUGUACUUUAUAACCUAACUAAUGUCCUACACUUAGCUGUAUGGCCUACCAACAUAGAUAUCAGCCGCCAUUGACAUGUUGCACAGCAAUCACAACCUACUAACACUACAUGUAUUCAAACAAAAAUUUGAUUCAUGAACAGUAGAUAAAAGAAAAAUCAAAAUCAUGUCACUAGCCGAACAGUCCCAAAAGUGGUUCCCAACUCAUGUCCAAGCCACUGUGCUCCAAGCAACUGAUCUUCAACCUAAGGGCAAGAAUGGUACCAAUGAUGCCUACACAAUCAUUCAGCUGGGGAAAGAGAAGUACUCAACAUCUGUGGCAGAGAAAACACUCAACCCUAUUUGGAGAGAAGAAGCCUCCUUUGAGCUACCAGGUCUGCUCUUGGAGGGAAACCCAGAGAUCUAUGAACUUAGUUUUAUAGUGAUGCAUCGCUCCUUGGUGGGGAUGGAUAAAUUCUUGGGUCAGAAAUCGAUCAAUCUUAAUGAAAUAUUUGAUAACAAGGAGCGAAGGAAAACUGACUGGUACUUUUUGGACUCCAGGCCGGGGAAGAAGAGGAAAGAGAGGGGCCGGAUCCAGGUCAGCAUUCAGUUCAUGAGGAACAACAUGACAGCCAGCAUGUUUGACCUCUCCAUGAAGGACAAGCCACGCUCACCCUUCUCAAAGCUCAAGGACAAGAUGAAGAGUCGGAAGCAUGACAGUGGUUUUUCAGACACCUCCUCAGCCAUCCUGCCACGCUCUGCCUUAUGCGACUCGGAGCCCCAACACCAUCCCGUUGCUCCGGAACAUCCCACCCAACCAGAGACCAAGGCCAAGAGACCCUUGCUUGCUGGCUCCCACAAGCUCUCUGCUGCCCACUCUAUGUCAGACCUUAUUGGUACCCAUUUUCGUCCUAAGCUGGACUCCAUGAACUCCAUAGAGGAAACCGGGAGUGUAGCUUCCCCUCACAGGCGGUCCCAAAGUGAGGUUCCGGGCUAUGAGGAUUGUGAGCAGCAUAGUGAUCCUUUCACUGACAUAAGUGACACCUUGCCUCAGAAAUACGCCACCCUCCCACGCAACCGCAACCCUUUCGAAGGAGAGCACGGACAGCUAUGGGACCGCGCAGAGCGUAAGGAGAAGAAGGAGAAGGUCAGCCUGCUGGAACGUGUGACCGGAAAAAAGGAGGGCCGUAAGACCAGCGGAGGGCGUUCAGGGAGCUCUGGGGACCUGCGUUCGCCCAACCCGUUCAGCAGCGACACACAAGGGGACACGAACCCCUUCAGCUCACACUUCAAAACAAGUGACAAAAAGCCCACCAGAAAUGAUGAAAUCACCUGUGGCCGAAAGCCAAAAGAGAACUACAGCAAGAAAAAAGAAACAAACCAGGAAAUGGUGGCGUCCUACAGCAGUCUUUCCUUUGAAGAGGUUGUGCAGGAGCUCGUCAAGCAGAAGGAAGUGGUAAAGAAGAAGGACGCCCAUAUUCGUGAGCUGGAAGACUACAUCGAUAACCUACUUGUGCGCGUCAUGGAGGAGACUCCGAGCAUCCUUCGAACACCCUAUGAGCCAAAAAGGAAAGCUGGUAAAAUCUCCAAAAAGUAGAUUAUGGAAGAGCAGGGUCAAAAGCGGUGUUUUGUUUCAGUGAUAUUCCUUCAAAGCAGUUUACGAUUGCAUUGUGGAUAUACUGUUGACCAAAUGGAAGGAAAUUGGAUUAACUAAUGCCAAAUUUGUGCUAUUAUUUUAGUUCCUUAUCUGUUACUAAAUCUGCUUUAAUGCAGUAUACAUUUGUAGAUUUUGUAUAUUUUCAUUUGAGUUUACACCAGUUUAUCAAACUAUUACUACUGGGUAAUAAUAUCCAGAUACAGUAUAACAUUUGACUCAAAGCGGUUGCAAUUUUCCCUGUUCCCCAAGCCUUUUUGAUAUGGUACUUUUACAUUUUUGGCAUUCUGCUCUUUUGGUCAUCAAAUUCAUCAAUUGAUCUCAGGUGAGACCAACAGGUUUCUGAGUCAUUACCUUGUUUACUCUUCAUUUCGUUAUAAGAUUAAGCUCUCGUGGUUUUGAAUGUGCGAGUGUUGCUGUGCAUUGCAUUGCUCAAAUUCCUUUCAGUAUUGCACAUACAGAUUAAUUUAAUAAUUUACCAUUAAAAUCUUAAAAGACAAUGUCAACAUUUAUCAAGCAUUGUGCAAUGACAGUGGGACUAACAUGCAAAUAGCCCUACAGCCAAAGCAAAUAAGGCCACUCUGUGGUUUUCAAUCCAGAUGCUCUUAUAGUAUAAUAUAUAAUAUACUUGAAUGUAGCCAAAUGCAUGUUUACCACAUGCUCAUGGUCUUUGUUUGCUGGAAAGAAAGCGGUCAAGUGCUUGAUUGCUGCUGAGCUGCAAUGACUGUGUUUACACUUCAGCCCAAACUGCAAAAUUAGUACUGAAAAUCACCCAGCCACUCAGAUGAUCCCCACAAUUCCAUACGGCUUAUGCUGUAGUCAGUACAGCGUUGAUAUGCAGAAGGUGUGGAUGUGUUUUAGUGCUAUCUCCUCCCUCAGUCAUGAUAUCUAAACAUGUUCAAAUAUAGUUGUAGAAGGGUAGCCACUAAGCACUACUGAAUACUUUGUAAUGCAUUGCAUUUUCAACAUCUACCAGAAAAAGACUUACGGUGAACAUUAUAUCGAGACUGAAUUAUAGUAGUGGAGUGCAUGAAUUGUGAACAAACUGAAGGCACUGCAAUUGAAGUCAAAAAUUUUACACCAAAAUAUGUCUUUCAAAGAGCUGUUAUUGCCCAACAUAUUAUACCACAGCUUUUUGUUGUUUGUGAGAGUUAUUAUGAGGACCAUGCUUUCUUUGACCAAUUAUUAAUAAGUGCAAUGAUCGUAAUUGAGCUAUUUGCUUAAUAUUCUGCUGGAGUCAAUCAAUUGUUUACAUAUUUUUUUUAUUAUCAUCAUGCAUCUUCUAUUUUCGUUACUGCACUUGGCCUGUUCCUUUGGUUGAACAGACACUGUAGUACUACGAUUCACAUGGUGCAGUUCUGUUGUUGUGGGUAGUGUGAGUAUAUGUUUCCAUGGAAAUGUUGUAUAAGGCAGAAAGAAUCAUGGCAUCCAUUUCCAUAGUUGUUGUUGAAUAUCCUGUUUCAGGAACCAUGAAAUUGCUUCCCACCCGUAGAAUAACCUGUUACUGUGUUAAAUUGACAUUUGUAGAUACUUGUGACCUAUGUCCCAGUAAUACAGGAAUUAGGUAUGUUAAAAGCAGACUAACUUCAUAUGAAUGUUGUAUACCACUUACCAUGGCAACUUUUAGGACACUAAUGUCAAAACAGCACUUUGUCAUACAUGUUAUUGUUUUGACCGUGUCAUUGUUAGAGAUGACUGGUACUGGAUUUUGUCUUCUGUCCAAGUUACAUAAAUUGUUAAAUUCCUUUUUUCAAGGUUCUCAAAAAUCGAAAGUCACAUUUCCUUUUCAGCAUUUUCAUAUUAUAUACAUGUUCUCCCUUUUAAUUGAAUGAUGUGCCAUCUACAGUGUUACUUAGGCCUACUUAAUAUUCUAAAUCUGUUGGAUUUAUCUACACAAAUUGUAUUUGCAACCGCUGGUACUGCAGCCCAACUUGGUAAUUUUGGUAAAGAACUUGUGUAAUGACAGUUUGCCUGUUGUAGUGCCCGUUUUCUACAAAUGCAAGUGCAGUGCUCCUUGGCAGUCCAUGGCUCCAUGCUUAGUGCAGCGAACACGUUAAUAUAUUUAUUUCUCCCAAACUCAAACCGCUCAACAAAACAACGUGACAUGCGGCGCUUCAUGUCCUUGGGUCCUGAGCAAUACACCUGCCGUGUUUUUCAACUUCAUACAAUGCCCGGUUCUCAAGAUAAUCCAGACACAGAGAGAGAUUCCUGCUUUCACAGUUAGAUGUUUGACCAAUGUGGUUGUCUAUAGUCUUCCUUUUGUUUACUUUCUUGGUUUGGUUUACCCUCACAUUGGGAUUAAGCUUGUACGUGGUUGUACCUGACCUUUACUAACAAAUGUUGUGGAAUUCUACAAAAUAUAAUGUUUUGUUUAAAUUAAGUUUACGUGAAACUUGUCAUGACAUACAUUGGUACUAUAUUUUACAUCCUCCAGUGCUGCAAAAUGAAAAAUACGUUUUUCAUAUUAGUGUACCUGAAUAUUGCAACGUUGUACCUUUUUAAUGCUGGAAUCUCCCACAAAUGAAUGCAUUUUAUGUUUCUAAAUUAACUACUUGCUCAGCAAACUACUGUACAGACAUUAGGCUAACAUUAAUGUGCUGUAAUAUAAUGUCUUAAAUGUUGGUGUAACCAAAAUAAUAAUGUGUAAGAACUGCUUUCUUUGGAGAACUUGAGAUGUACACCAAGGUCAGUUAGUCCUGAGUUUAUGUAGGUGUUGGUUCUUUUUUUGUCAUUGUCCUUUCUCAGAUACCUUUCUUAGUACAUGCAUAAUCUGCUAUUUAGAAGCCUGUUUUGUUGAUGGAAUAUCUCUAAGAACACUCAAUAUUUUCACAAUGUUAGCCUAGCCAAUUGAUUUUGAGAGACCUUUAGUCUCAACAAUUGUUUAGGAUUAGAAAAUAUACUUCGAUUAUUGAGUAUUAAUCACAUACCUUCAGAACAUGAUUGUAAACUGAUUCCAGUAUUAAAAUAUUAUUUACAUGUCAUUCAAACUAGGGCUGUGUAUGUAUCUCAUAUCUCACAAGUUUGGUUUUACAGUACAUUUUUCAUAUUUAACAAUACUGAUUGUUAAACUCUCAGCAGAUUUGUACACAGCCUGGUCCAUGUCAUUCAAAUUGACAUACUGUAAGACUAUUUGAUAAGGGCAGCUGGUGGGGUGGGGGGGGGGGGCUUAACUUUACAAAGCUGGCACUAUUCUUAUAGUCCUCCACUGGAAGUCAUUAGCUUUGACACAAUUCAUUGCAUCUGUCAGUAGUUAAAACACUGGGAAAAUAACUUGAUGUGACUUGUAACAUGGCACAACAUUUCCUAGGAAACUGGUCAUUUCUUAUAGUGUAUCACAGUUAAGAAAUGUAGUCUCUUGGUAAGCUGCUUACACAAUGACCUCUGUUACAAAA
Messenger RNA from Osmerus eperlanus (European smelt), 5285 nucleotides. RefSeq names its product rab11 family-interacting protein 2. The record is from RefSeq and is a predicted model, not a curated record. Gene Ontology annotation, molecular function: small GTPase binding. Gene Ontology annotation, cellular component: phagocytic cup; endosome. Bases 427 to 1836 code for a protein of 469 amino acids. The transcript has 6 exons. NCBI's taxonomy places the organism in Eukaryota, Metazoa, Chordata, Actinopteri, Osmeriformes, Osmeridae. Gene Ontology annotation, biological process: regulated exocytosis.